Fragaria vesca subsp. vesca is the source of this 2818-nucleotide messenger RNA. Its product is annotated as 1,4-alpha-glucan-branching enzyme-like. The record is from RefSeq and is a predicted model, not a curated record. Lineage: Eukaryota; Viridiplantae; Streptophyta; Magnoliopsida; Rosales; Rosaceae. Gene Ontology annotation, molecular function: hydrolase activity, hydrolyzing O-glycosyl compounds; cation binding; 1,4-alpha-glucan branching enzyme activity. Bases 100 to 2613 code for a protein of 837 amino acids. Gene Ontology annotation, biological process: glycogen biosynthetic process. Gene Ontology annotation, cellular component: cytoplasm. The transcript is spliced from 13 exons.
GUUCAGGCCGCCUUCUUAUUCUGAGAAGAGAGAGGUGCUCAUGGAAAAGUUGAGAGUGAGUGUAAGACUCACAGUGAGGCUCAGUGAUCGUUGAACAAGAUGCUGGGCUCUUUGGGUCGUCUUAAUCUCACUUAUUCUUCUUCUUCUGGGUCUUUCUCGUCUUCCAAGGACUACCCGAGUCCGAGGCUAUCUCAUCCCAAACUACCCUCUUUUCCGCUGCUUCGACAUAGAGUACUGUCCCCUCCAACUAAUUUAAGAUGUGGGAAGUUGGAGCGUGAUUGCAAAGUUAGAGCAGUUUUGACAGACGACAGCUCGAUAAUGACGGUGAAUGAAGGAGAGACGGAAGAUAUUGGUAUUUUGAGAACAGACUCAAACUUGGAGCCGUACAAAGAUCACUUCAAGUGUAGAAUAAAGAGAUAUUUGGAGCAGAAAAGUCUCUUUGAGAAAUAUGAAGGAGGUCUAGAGGAAUUCGCUCGAGGUUUUGUGAAAUUUGGAUUUAAUAGAGAAGACGAUGGAGUUGUGUACCGUGAAUGGGCCCCUGCAGCUCAGGAGGCCCAACUUGUUGGAGACUUUAAUGGAUGGGAGGGCUCCAAUCACAAGAUGGAGAAGGGCGAGUUUGGAGUAUGGAGUAUCAAGAUACAUGACUUUGAUGGAAAUCCAGCUAUUCCUCACAAUUCAAAGGUUAAGUUCCGGUUCAAGCAUGGAGAUGGAGUUUGGGUUGAUCGUAUUCCUGCUUGGAUUAAAUAUGCCACUGUGGAUCCAGCAAAGUUUGCAGCUCCAUAUGAUGGUGUGUACUGGGAUCCACCACCAUCAGAAAGGUAUCAGUUUAAGUAUGGUCGUCCUCCAAAACCCAAGGCUCCACGAAUAUAUGAGGCCCAUGUUGGAAUGAGUAGCUCAGAACCCCGCAUCAGUUCAUACAGAGAAUUUGCUGAUAAUGUUUUGCCUCGUAUUCGAGCAAAUAACUAUAACACAGUCCAGCUGAUGGCUGUGAUGGAGCAUUCCUAUUAUGCUUCCUUCGGUUAUCAUGUGACAAAUUUCUUUGCCGUAAGCAGUAGAUCUGGAACACCUGAGGACCUUAAAUAUCUAAUUGAUAAAGCACAUUCCCUAGGUUUGCGGGUAUUGAUGGAUGUCAUUCACAGUCAUGCAAGUAAUAAUGUCACUGAUGGCCUCAAUGGCUUUGAAGUUGGUCAAAGCACACAAGAGUCCUACUUCCAUGCAGGAGAUAGAGGCUACCAUAAGUUAUGGGAUAGCCGACUCUUCAACUAUGCAAACUGGGAAGUUCUCCGCUUCUUUUUGUCCAACUUAAGGUGGUGGCUGGAGGAGUAUCAGUUUGAUGGUUUUCGGUUCGAUGGGGUAACUUCCAUGCUGUAUCAUCACCAUGGCAUAAACGUGGCAUUUACAGGAGAUUAUAAUGAGUACUUCAGUGAGGCAACAGAUGUUGAUGCUGUUGUUUAUUUGAUGCUUGCCAACUAUCUGAUCCAUAAGAUACUGCCAUCUGCAACUGUAAUUGCCGAAGAUGUUUCUGGGAUGCCUGGACUUGGUCGGCCUGUCUCUGAAGGAGGUGUUGGUUUUGACUACAGGCUGGCAAUGGCCAUCCCUGAUAAGUGGAUUGAUUAUGUGAAAAACAAGAAAGACGAAGAGUGGUCAGUGACAGAAAUUUCAUGGAGCUUGACAAAUAGGAGAUACACCGAGAAAUGUGUCUCCUAUGCUGAGAGUCAUGAUCAGUCAAUUGUGGGUGACAAAACGAUUGCAUUCUUUUUGAUGGAUAAAGAAAUGUACUCUGGUAUGUCGUGUUUGAAGGAAGCUUCUCCUACUGUUGAUCGCGGGAUUGCCCUCCACAAGAUGAUACAUUUUAUAACUAUGGCAUUAGGAGGCGAGGGCUAUCUUAACUUUAUGGGUAAUGAGUUUGGACACCCUGAAUGGAUUGACUUUCCAAGAGAUGGCAAUGGGUGGAGUUAUGAAAAGUGCAGACGCCAAUGGAACCUGGUGGAUACAGAUCAUUUAAGAUAUAAGUUUAUGAACGCAUUUGACAGAGCUAUGCACUUGCUUGAUGAGAAAUUUUCGUUCCUUUCAUCAACAAAGCAGAUAGUGAGCAGCACAGAUGAGGAAGACAAGGUUAUUGUCUUUGAGCGUGGAGAUCUAGUUUUUGUAUUCAAUUUUCAUCCAGUAAACACAUACGAUGGGUACAAAGUGGGGUGUGACUUACCUGGGAAGUACAGAGUUGCACUAGACAGUGAUGCUUUCGAAUUUGGUGGACAUGGAAGAGUAGGGCAUGAUGUAGACCACUUCACAUUUCCAGAAGGAAUACCAGGGGUUCCUGAAACAAAUUUCAACGGCCGUCCCAACUCCUUCAAAGUACUCUCACCACCGCGAACAUCCGUGGUUUAUUACCGAGUGGAUGAAAGUAAGGAGGAGAACUCAACAGCAGAAGUUGUGGUUGGGCAGGAGAACAAAGAAGUUGGAUACAUGAAACAUGAAAAUGUUGGUCCAGGAGUGAAUUUGUUAUCGGAGAACUCAACAGCAGAAGUUGUGGUUGGGCAGGAGAACAAAGAAGUUGGAUCCAUGAAACAUGAAAAUGUUGGUCCAGGAGUGAAUUUGUCAUCGGAUAACUGAAAGAGGUGUGCUCCCACUGAUGGAUUCUGUAUGUGAAUAAAUAACCGGAUUGUUCAACGAUAUAAUAAAAUGUGCUACUUGCAUGCAGUCGCACUAGAAUGUGUAUAUGAAUAAACAUUAGCAUUACUACUGGGUUCGUAAUUUCAAUUACUGAAUUCUAAAUCUUAGUAUGCUAUGCCAAGCUCGAUGAUAAUCUCACUAUUAA